Messenger RNA from Notolabrus celidotus (New Zealand spotty), 3808 nucleotides. RefSeq names its product zinc finger protein 665-like. Lineage: Eukaryota; Metazoa; Chordata; Actinopteri; Labriformes; Labridae. Bases 141 to 3512 code for a protein of 1123 amino acids. Gene Ontology annotation, biological process: regulation of transcription by RNA polymerase II. The record is from RefSeq and is a predicted model, not a curated record. Gene Ontology annotation, molecular function: RNA polymerase II cis-regulatory region sequence-specific DNA binding; DNA-binding transcription factor activity, RNA polymerase II-specific. The transcript has 2 exons.
AGCAGUGCUUCAUAUCCGGGUCACGUGUACGGUAGAGUGCAGUUAGCAGGAUGUGCUAACGUUGCGAAGCAGCAGAGUCAGAGUAUAAAAACAUCAACCUUUACUUUUCCAUUCUUCUCUGAGUGUGGGAAGUGUGGAACAUGUCCGGACUCCAGGACCUGAACCCGCAGAGACCAGAUGUCCAGCAGCUGUUGGUGGUUAAAGAAGAGCUUCCCCCUGAAGAGCAGGAGAGGAGCUCCAGUCUGGACCAGGAGGACACUGAGCACCUCCACAUUAAAGAGGAACAGGAGGACCUGUGGAGCAGUCAGGAGGGAGAGGAGGCUGAUACCACCAAGUUCCUGUUCACUCCUGUCUCUGUGAAGAGUGAAGAUGAUGACGAAAAACCUCAGUCAUCUCAGCUUCGCGACAAACAAAGUGAGCAGGUGGAAACAGGAGCUGAUGGAGAGGAACCAGCAAGGAGCUCAGAUCUAGAGGGACAUUUGGAACCAAAGACAGAUGACAAAAGUGGAGAUUCUUCUGAAGCUGAAACUGAAGACAGUGAUGAUUGGAUGGAGUCCAGAGAACAAAACCACGGUUUAGACUUUGUUGAAAACACUGAAUAUACGACACGAGUGACAAAUAAGAUUACACAUACUUGUUCUGAGUGUGGUAAGACUUUCAGUAAGAAACAGCAUCUGAUCACACACAUAAGAAUUCACACAGGAGAGAAACCCUACAGCUGCUCUGUUUGCAGUAAAAGAUUUAACCAUGAAGGGAAUCUUAACAGACACCUGUUGGUUCAUUCUGGAGAGAAACGCUUCGGCUGCUCUGAAUGUGAUAAAAAAUUUAACCUAAAAGAAAUUCUGAACAGACACAUGUUGAUUCACACUCAAGAGAAACCCUUCAGCUGCUCUGUUUGCACCAAACGAUUCAACCACUCUGCAAAUCUGACCAAACACAUGAGGAUUCAUACAGGGGAGAAACCGUUCUGCUGCUCUGAAUGUGGUAAAAGGUUUUACCUGAAGGGACAUCUAAACUCCCACAUGUGCGUUCAUAGAAGAGAGAGACCCUUCACCUGCUCAGAGUGUGAGAAGACAUUUAAUCGCAAAGGUAAUCUGACCAAACACAUGAGAAUUCACACAAGAGAGAAACCCUUCAGCUGCUCUGUUUGCAAUGAAAGAUUUAGCCAUGAGACCAGUCUGACACUCCACAUGGUUCAUCACAGAGGAGGAAAGCCCUUCAGCUGCUCCGUAUGUAGUAAAAGCUUUAACCAGAAAGGACAUCUGACACGACACAUGUCAGUUCACACGCGAGAGAAACUCUACAGCUGCUCUGUUUGCAGUAAGACAUUCAACCAAAAGUCUAGACUGUCUUUUCACAUGGCACAUCACGGCGGGAAUAAACCCUUCAGCUGCUCUGAGUGUGUUAAAACGUUUAAAAAUAAACCAGAGCUGAUCCAACACAUGAGAACUCACACAGGAGAGAAACCCUUUCACUGCUCCGACUGCGGCAAAAGAUUCAACCACAAAGGAAACCUGAACAAACACAUGAGGAUCCACACAGGAGAGAAACCCUACAGCUGCUCUCUCUGUAACAAAAGGUUUAGCCUGAAGUCUAAUUUGACACACCACAUGGCUCAUCACAGAGGCGAGAAACCGUUCAGCUGCAAUCUUUGUGACCAAAGGUUUUCUUGGCAUUCACAGUUGAAAAGACACAAGUGUGUUGUAGUUCAUGCUUCAGGGCUUCAUCACACUGAGGAGACAAGAGAGGCAGGAACAGGAGCUGGUGGAGAGGACUGUGGAGUACCAGAGCCGAUUAGUGACUUAGAUCCAAAAAUGCAUCUAGAGUCUGCGGUUAAGACUGAAGACUCCUCCGGACCUGAGACUGAAAACAGGGUGGAUCUGAAGGAGAUCAGUGUCUGUCGGUCCAGUUCAAACUCUCUGAGAAGUGAUGAAGUCUCCUCAUGUGCAGCAACAUUUGACCCCAACAGGACGAGUCUUUUCUGCAUGAAGUCCAAUGAAACCUUUGACAACAAUCACCUUAUGAGGAUCCAAGGAGUCGUGCACACAGGAGAGAGACUAUCCAGUGACUCAAGAUGUGAGGACCACUUAACAGAAAGACUUGAGCAGCAUAUGACAGUUCAUGAAGGGGUACAAAGAAGCAUAAAACAAGAGGACCCAGAGCCCCUUCUUAUAAAGGAGGAACAGGAGGAAGUCUUUAUCAGUCAGGCAAAUACCAUGAAGAUCCCAUUCACUCCUGUCCCUGUGAAGAGUGAAGAUGAUGAAGAGGAACCUCGGUCCUCAAAGCUUCAUCAGGGAGAGUCUGAACACAUAAAAAGAGAAGCUGAUGAAGAGGACUGUGGAGGACCAGAACCAGCCAGAUACUCAGACUUAGAGAUACAUUUACAACCAAAGAUUGAGGUCAAAACCGAAGACUGUGCUCACUCUGAUGACAGUGUGGACAGUGAUUUUUGGACAGAGGUAAGAAGACGCCCAUCGGCUUUAAACUCUGAAGGAAACCCCGGAGAUAAGAGUUUGUGUAGCUGUUUGGAAUGUGAUCAAACGUUUAAAAACCAAGAGGAUCUGACCACACACAUGAGAAUUCACACCAGAGAAAAAACUUUCGACUGCUCUGUGUGCACUAAAACAUUCAACCAAAAGGGAAAUCUGACCAGACACAUGUUAGUUCACACUGGAUACAAACCUUUUAGCUGCUCUGUCUGCAGUAAAGCAUUCAACGAAAAGGCACGUCUGACCAAUCACAUGAGAACCCACACGGGAGAGAAACCCUACAGCUGCUCUGUGUGCAGUAAAAGAUUCAGCCAGAAGUCGAGUCUGUCACUUCACAUGGCAUAUCACGUAGAGGAGAAACCCUUUGGCUGCUCUGUUUGCAGUAAAAGAUUUUAUCAAAAAGGACAUCUGAGUACACAUAUUUUAGUGCACACAAAGGAGAAACCCUUUGGCUGCUCUGUGUGCAGUAAAAGAUUUAACCAGAAAGGACAUCAGACCACACACAUGUUUGUCCACAGAGGAGAGAAACCUUUCAGCUGCUCCGUGUGCAAUAAAAGAUUCUAUCAAAAGGGCCAUCUGACCAUGCACAUGUUGGUUCACACUGGAGAGGAACCCUUCAGCUGCUCCUUCUGCAGUAAAAGGUUUUUCCGGAAAGGACAGUUGAGCUCACACAUGUUGGUUCACACAGGAGAGAGACUGUUUAGCUGCUCCGAGUGCAGCAAGAAAUUCAAACAUAAGUGUAACCUGAAAAUUCACAUGGCUCACCACAGAGGGGAGAAAAGCUGCAGGUGCUCGGUUUGUGGCCAAAGGUUCACUUGGUUUUAUCAGUUAAAGAAACACAGGAGCGUCCACAGUCAGGCUUCAGAGCUUCAUCAGAAGCAACCUGAGGAGAAACGAGCAGGAGCCGAUGGAGAGGACUGUGAAGGACCAGAACCAGGAAAGAACUCAGAUCUAGAGAGACUUUUACAACCAGAGACUGAGAUUAAGACUGAAGACUCCUCUGAAACUGAAGACAGGGAUUAGAAGGACAUCAGAGAACAUCACAUCUUAUCAAUGUUGUGAGAUCAAUAAAUGUUGGUAUGAGAUCAAUACAUUGACUUAUGUAACUAAAUAUGUGUAUGUUAUGUAUGCAUUAAUUCAUUACAUGCUUGUAACUAAGCAAGACAUCAUUCCUCUGCUCAAAUCCUGGUAACUUGAAAUAGUGAAUAAUAAUGGAAAGAUACUCUUAUCAUGUGACUAGCUAGUGUAAAUACAUUGUAUUACUUGGUAUUUUAUCUGUUACUCAAAUAAAAAACAAAUAUAUCCAGGUGUUGUAGAAA